CGUGCGUCAGAUAGUUUUCUCCAAUGGGUAAAGGUGACUAAAUACCAGUUGUCUCGUUUGCCGGCACAGUCUCAUCCUAUCAGCUGGGGGAGAGAUGAUGGACGACUCCGGCGGUGUCCAAAUGGCGAAGGCGCUGAAGCAUGCAGCCCUCUGCCUGAUGCUGCUGCCCCGGUUCCUUCUGGCCGCAGUUAUGCUGUGGCUCCUGGAUUUCUUGUGCAUUAGGAAAAAAGUGCUGCUGAAAAUGGGAGAGAGGCAGGAGAGCCCUGACGACCCGCCGGUGUGCGUCUCUGACUCUAACAAGAUGUUCACCUUGGAGUCCCUGAGGGCCGUGUGGCAUGGUCAGAAAUUGGACUUUCUCAAAUCUGCGCACCUUGGGCACCCUGCGCCCAACACCGAGGUGGUGCUCGUCCAGGAGCGGAAGCAGGUGCGAAUCCUGGACUGCGUGAAAGGGAAGAGACCGCUCAUUCUUAACUUUGGCAGCUGCUCCUGACCGCCAUUCAUGACGCGUCUGACGGCGUUUCAGCGCGUCGUGAGUCAGUACGCAGACAUUGCGGACUUUUUAGUUGUAUAUAUCGAGGAGGCGCAUCCCUCGGACGGCUGGGUGAGCUCGGACGCGCCGUAUCAGAUCCCCAAGCAUCGCUGUUUGGAGGACAGACUGAGAGCCGCUCAGCUGAUGCUCACUGAGGUGCCGGAGACCAACGUGGUGGUGGAUAAUAUGGACAACUCAUGUAACGCCGCGUACGGAGCCUACUUUGAGAGACUUUACAUCGUGAGGGAUGAAAAAGUGGUGUACCAGGGGGGCAGGGGUCCAGAGGGAUACCGGAUUUCCGAGCUUAGAAACUGGCUGGAACAAUACAGGAACGAUCUGCUGAAUUCCCAAACAGCGGUACUCCAUGUGUAGAUGCUGAACUGCCCGCUGCUCUGCCCACUCUGCUUAACAAGUAUCCAACCCACAGUGCAAAAUAUCCAGAUGCUGCUAUCAGAUGUUCACCCAUGGCACAUUGUUGUUUUUCUUGCAAAAAACAUGAAAAAAAAUUUUUUUCAGGACUCUUUGUCAAAAUAGCCUAAAGUCAUGUUGAAGCAUAGACCAUAGGCUGUAAUUUUGUGCUUGUCUCGACUUUCAUUGAUUGCGCUUAGCGAUUCUCUUUAUUUCUUCUUUUGUAUGAGAAAGUCUCAAUUGGAUUCAAUUGGUAAUCACUCUAUUUUUCUACAAUAUCUCUCUGUGUGUGUGUGUGUGUGUGUGUGUGUGUGUGUGUGUGUGUGUGUGUGUGUGUGUGUGUGUGUGUGUUCGGGCUAAUAUCGCCUUCUGGUGUCUCUGUGAAGUUCGGUUUUUAAAAGGCUCAUCCAGAAAACCGACACUGAUGUUUCCGACACUGGUAGCGGGUCCAUAUUAGCGGGACACCUCACUCGGUGACCGACUGCCGAACGGUGUAACGUUGAAGCAAUUGUAACUGAACAAAUGUUUUUAAUAAAUGUCAGAUUACACACUGAUGACGCACUUUUGAGUGUUGAAAACGCCUUAAAGCUCUUCCUUUGGUCAUCCUGGUGCAUCCAUUUUUAUUUUACUGCUUCUGUUUGCUUCUAAAAAAGAGAGAGCGAGAGAAAGGAAAGAAAAAGUAAGUCGUCACAUUUGCUUCCUGUGUAGUUUUAAAGAACAGAUUUAGAACUGAGCUUCAUAUGAUUGCUUAUCUCUCUAUUAUGGCGUUGUUUACUCUCUUUUAAUUUGGUACAUAAUCUGUCCUUGUGGCUAAUCUGUAAACCAUUCACCAGUUCAAGAAAGGAACUUUUUGUGUGUCAGUGAGAGGGAAAAGGAGGAAACAAAAGGCUACUCAGUUUUAUUUAGACAGUUCAAAAGAAGAGGCCUGUUUCAUGUUGUGUAAGACGGUUAAUGAGAAAUGACAGUGAAGAGAAACUGAUAUGAUGAUCAAGCAAUGAGGAAAAGACAAAAAAAACAAAACAAAUCUGACUUUAACAGAAUUUGUCUAUUACACAUUAAUGCAAUACAUGAACAUAAAUUAUUCUCUCUGUUGAAUUCAUGUAAUCUGCAUUUUGGCAGAAAAAUCGCUCAUCACAGAUUGUCUUGACUUCACCAGAUAAACUGAUUCACAGGAAAGCAAACUUUACACUCUCAAUAUGGAAGCUGCAUAUUAAAAAAUAAAAAAAUGGAAUAUUAGUUAUUCUAAAGAAACAGAGAUAGCUAAGCUGCAUCUUUAGUUCUUAAAUCUCACCCAUAUACAUUUACACACUGCCACAUAAUCGGGAUUAGGGAGUGCUGUGUAAUACUGUAGGUCAGUUGUGGCCGAAGUUACUUCUCUGUGGUUUUAAUGUAUUCAGGUUGAUUCUCAUGUAUGUGCUAUACAAUGUUGUAUGUCCUUAAGCAUUAAUGUAGCAGGGGAACUGAUGCGUCCUUGCUUUCGCUUCAGUGUUAAAUGUGGGGAACAAAGUCAGUGUUUGUUUAAAAUUCCCCUUUCUGAUUCAUUCCAGGUCUUUCAGGAAAAACAGAGAAAAAAAAAGAAAGUUGGUCAAUUAGAAAUGUCUGACCACAGAGCUUUUUAAAAACUUCACCGGUCACCUGAGAGAGAUUCAUGAUUCAAAAAUACCAAACGGGCCAUCACUGUCAAGCACUGACUCUAGCAUUCAGUUUGUUUGUUUUUUAAAAUGACAUUUCCAUUAAUGUCCCAGUCCUCUUUUUUUUCUUUUUGGUUCUGAAUAUAAUGCAAACAACAUGAUCAGAGAAGACCAAAAAAACCACUGAUCUCUUGUUGAAUUACUUGCUUGGCUACCGUGUGUCAUACAGAUAUUAGUUUCAUCUUAUCUGGCAAACUGACUAAUGAAUAGAGAGGCAAGCAGACUGCUUAAGGGCCCAUCAGACCGAGGGUUCAAACACCGAUGACACAUCUUUCAGUUUUAUCAGAUCACACCACUGUUUGCGUCAGACGACUCGGUCUUCCAGGGAAUCUUAUUUCUAUGGGACCAAGUGAUGCUCAGUGACAGUCAGAGGAUGAUCUCGGUUUAAGUGGCCUCUCGAAACAUACAGAGAUCCGUGUGCAUAACACUGAGGUAUUAAGUGCAUAAUGGAUGCAGACCAUUUCAAUCCCUGUUAGUAUAACAGGCUUACAGAGUCUGUGUGUGACAACAUGGUCUAAGCUGAUUCCCCUCCUUGCUGAUAGGAGGCUUCUUUUUUUUAGCUCAUUUUUAAUCACAGUGGUGAAAAAUGAAACUGGUUCAUAGUUGUGCUAAAUAUUCAAUGACUAGAAGACAACAGAAUGUGUGUUUAGCAGGAAGCUUGAGAAAUAGUUAUUCUCCUUGUAAGCAGUAGUGCACUGACUCUAUUUUAACAGUAAUACGUGAGUCAUACAGUGUGACUGACAUGUGUUUGCUUACUUCAGACUGUGGUUUGUGGCGCUUUGCCUUUCAGAAAGCUCAUCCUGCUUUUGGAAAAAAUGAACCACAAAUAAUUCAUUUUCACCAUAAGUAUUCAUUCAUAAUUUCCUCAUUUACUUUCCCUUUCUUUGACUGCCAAUUUUCUUCUUUAACUAAUCUUUAACAACUAUAAGUUACAAAACUGGGAAUGUAAAGGUGAUGUAGCAAAGACUGUAAAUAUUUAUAUUCCUAUAGGCCAAAAACCUUUACCAUUAUGAAACUUCAUAAGUGUUGACAUUUUACUCGCGAUAGCGUGAAGGUUUGAAUUACAGAACAUGUCGGCAACAAUUGUCUAAAACUCUGUGCAAAGUCUUGGGUUUUGCUGUUGAGUCAAAUUCAGGGAAACAAAUCUAAACAGAUCAGUUGAAGUUGGCAAAAAAAAUGGCAACGGUCAGUUAGUAUUAGGUUAGCAUAAGUACAUGUACAUGAUCUAUAGAAGUAGUUGCCUUCUCUUUCCUUUUCUUUUGUUAGAUGUGGCUAAUCGUGUGGCUUCAUUUCUGCAUCUAUCUCCCAGACGAACGGGCACCAAGUCGAGGUUGCGAGAAUAUCCUUGUUUAGACAUUUGCGAUUAUUAUUAAAUGUGAUUUUGUUUCAA
Molecule: messenger RNA, 4018 nt
Organism: Pelmatolapia mariae (spotted tilapia)
Lineage: Eukaryota; Metazoa; Chordata; Actinopteri; Cichliformes; Cichlidae
Product: thyroxine 5-deiodinase-like
Exons: 1
Biological process (GO): thyroid hormone metabolic process
Molecular function (GO): thyroxine 5'-deiodinase activity
Source: RefSeq, a predicted model, not a curated record